AUGUCGCGGCGCGCCCCCAACCCCGCUGCCGAGCGUGCGGCCCAGAACACGCAGACGCUCAAGAGCCUGGUAAAGCUCGAGGCGAACAAGAGCUGCGCCGACUGCAAGAGGAACAAGCACCCGCGAUGGGCCAGCUGGAACCUGGGAGUUUUCAUCUGCAUCCGAUGCUCCGGAAUCCACAGAGGCAUGGGCACCCAUAUCAGCAGAGUCAAGUCCGUCGACCUGGACUCGUGGACGGACGAGCAGCUGCAGAGCAUGCUGCGGUGGGGCAAUGCCAGGGCGAACAAGUACUGGGAGGCAAAGCUGGCGCCUGGCCACAUCCCUUCGGAAUCGAAGAUUGAGAACUUCAUCCGCACCAAGUACGAUUCCAAGCGCUGGGUCAUGGACGGGCCGAUGCCUGAUCCCGCGACUCUGGAUGCUGAAGGCGACGACGACGUGCCAUUGAACGUCGUGCAGGAGAAAGCCAAGUUGGAGCGUUCCACUUCCCAGCGCGCUGCUGCCUCCGCCAGCCAUGCUGCUCCUGCUCCCGUCAGAAAGCAGCCGACCAUGGACAUCUUCGGUGACGACCCGCCGCCCUCGCGCCCGAGCACUGGCCCGCCCUCCGCAAGGGCACCUCCGCCGAAGACAGACGCCGCCCCGCCCAAACAAAGCAAGCCCGGCGAUUCGCUUUUGGGAUUGGAUUUCUUUGGCUCUUCGCCUUCGAGCACGCCCGCCCGUCCUGCGAGCACCACUGGUUCAGCUCCGGCUGCCCAAUCUCGCCCCGACCUGAAGCAGUCCAUUCUCUCCCUCUACGCCGCCAAGCCGGCCGCUCAACCCGUUAGGCACCAACACACCGGCUCUGGCUCUGGCUCUUUUGGAGGACUUGGAUCCCCUGGUCUCGGAUCUCCUGGGUUUCAGCAGUCACCCACUGCCGGUCAGCCUGCAGGUGGUGGAUUUGGUGGUAUGACGGAUGCCUUCAGCAGCCUGAGCUUCUCCAACACCACCCAGCCGGCCGCCAAGCCCUCACCAUUCGCCGACCUGAUGAGUGCCACCCCCAAGCCUACCUCUGCAGGCCACACCCCGUCCGGCUCCAAGUCCGGCCUCGGAUCGUUCGGCAGUGGCGGCAGCUUCUUCGACGCCCCUCUCUCCAAGCCCGCCGCUCCCCAGGCCCAGCGCACCUCCAGUAUCGGCAGCGGCAGCAACUUUGGCGGCUUCGCGUCCUCUUCUCCCGCUGCCUCCAAGCCCGCUGCCAGCACCUCGGGCGACCUGUUUAGCCUCGACUUCGGCGCCCCUGCCGCAGCGCCGUCCAAGCCCGCGGCCAUUUCCCCCGCCGCCACCAACUCCGCCUUCAACCUCUCCUCCCCCAUGGCACCCAGCCAGCCUUCCCCAGCAGCACCCCAGCCCACCGCGCAGUCCGUCAACUACGCCUCCGGUUUGGGCGGCAUGGGCGACCCGUGGGGCUCGAACGACGUUUGGGCCUCCAACCCCGGUCCCGCCGCCGCUCCCGCUGCGACCACCACCACGGCCAGCGCACCGGCGCCUGCCGCCAUGUCGUCAUCCACUGGUGGCUGGGGCAGCGCUUCAACGCCGGCGGUGGCGCAGGACGACGACUUUGGCGGCUGGAGCAGCGCUCCGGCCCCCGCGCCGGCCGCAUCCAACCCGUCUGCGUCGAAGCCCGUCACUGGGGUGAGCAGCGGUGACGAUCUCUUCGGCAACCCGUGGUAA
Lasiodiplodia theobromae is the source of this 1704-nucleotide messenger RNA. RefSeq names its product Arf GTPAse activating protein. The record is from RefSeq and is a predicted model, not a curated record. The transcript has 6 exons. Lineage: Eukaryota; Fungi; Ascomycota; Dothideomycetes; Botryosphaeriales; Botryosphaeriaceae. Gene Ontology annotation, molecular function: metal ion binding; GTPase activator activity. Gene Ontology annotation, biological process: endoplasmic reticulum to Golgi vesicle-mediated transport; intra-Golgi vesicle-mediated transport; endocytosis. Gene Ontology annotation, cellular component: Golgi apparatus. The coding region runs from base 1 to 1704 and encodes 567 amino acids.